Cylindrotheca closterium is the source of this 1905-nucleotide messenger RNA. The record is from the annotation of a GenBank genome assembly. NCBI's taxonomy places the organism in Eukaryota, Bacillariophyta, Bacillariophyceae, Bacillariales, Bacillariaceae.
AUGACCACUACAGCAGAAGAAGCCCUCGCUCGUGCCAAAGCAAUUGCGUCUCGACUCUCGGGAUCGAUAGAGGCGAACGGCCAACCCCCUAUCUCUGCAUCAUCAGCGAGACCCAAGCGUAACCGAUGGGGUGUUGCUCCCUCCACUGUAGCAGCAACGCCAUCAUUACCUGGACUGGCCGCCAUUCAAGAGCAAGCGAAGAAGAAGCAAAAGACUGCGGCUGAUGAAUCUAGCAAGAGAGUUUGGGUGAAGACCACCGCGGAACGACCAGAGUCUCAUUUCUAUUCCUACUUCUCCACACGCCUAGGAAAUAUUGCUGAGGAUACCAACAAGGAAGAAGGUAUUAAGGACGACGCCUCCACAGAUGCUUUGAAAAUCUUGUUGAAAGGACGAGGAUCGACCAAUAAGCCUGCUCCUCCAGGUUUUCCUGAAGAGCCAAUGCACAUUUUGAUCUCUGGACCUGACGCAUUGGUAUCCAAGGCAGACAUACAGGUGGAUAAUUUGCUUAUUGAAGCCGAACGCGCUCCACCCGAGAAUAUUCCUCCAGAGACUGAAGGGGAAGAAGGCACUCACGAUAAUAAUUUGGCGCUGACGACGACAGGAUACCAUUCGUCGGGAUAUCGUCCGGCAACGGUAGCUCAAAUGAUUUCCAACAAUCCCGUUAUCAACAACAUGGGAGGAAAUUUGAUUGAGGAAGAAAUCAAGGUUCCAAAUGGCAUUGUAGGGUUUCUUAUUGGAAGAGGAGGGGAGACAAUCUCUUCCAUGCAGGCACGAUCUGGCUGCAAGGUGCAGAUUCAAAAGGAGCAUGAGCUUCAGCCAGGACAAACACAUCGUGUAAUUACGUUGCAAGCCACCGCACAGGAUUCCGUUGACCAGUGCAGAGAAUUGAUUGAAUCGAUGGUACAAGAUCGUAUUCGUGCGGCUGGAGGAGGGAUGGGUGGUGGAAAAGACAUGAAAGUCAACGAAGCCGUUUCUAUGGGCCAUGCGUUGGUGAAAGUCGAAGUUCCAGAUGCAGAUGUCGGUUUGAUCAUUGGGAAGGGUGGAAGCACGAUCAAGUCCAUUCAAGAAUCUACUGGAGCGUCUAUCCAGAUCCCGCCGUCUGGAAACGAUGACAAUCCAACCGUGCGGACUAUCAGUAUUACCCACCCGAACGAGCAUGGAGCCAACGCUGCGAAACAACAGGUCGAGCAUGUGCUGUCCAGCAAACCUAGCUAUGCGCAGGCUUCUGGACCUCAGAUCACUAUCGAGAUUAUGAUUCCCGAUAAGGAUGUUGGGUUGUGCAUCGGCAGGGGUGGGUGUGUCAUCAAGGAGAUGCAAAAUAAAUCUGGAACUCGUAUCCAGGUUCCCAGCUAUCCUACUCCAGGGCAGCCUCAUCGUGUUGCUACUGUUAGUGGAACCAAGGAAGGUUGUGCAAAAGUUCAAGGAAUGAUCGAUACAAUCAUCAACCAGCAAUCAUCUACUGGCAUCAUGGGCAACGGAAAUCAGUAUUUGGGACAACAGUUUUACGGCCAAUCAGUAGUAGACCAGGGUGGACAACAUUCCGCUGAAUGGCAGGCGUACUACGCGGCACAAGCUGUUGCUAAACAGCAGGAAGCUCCAGCUCCUGCUGUGGCAGCAGCACCUGCUCCCGCAUCGGAUGCGUACUAUGAACAGUUCUUUCGAUAUUCCUACUACUAUGGCGAGGAUGCCGCUCGAAAGCACUACGGAGCUUGGUCACCGCCAGUCGGCACUCCCAAUCCAUACGGUGUCAAUCCAAAUGGCAUUACUGCAGCUCCUGGGGCUGCACCGGCUCCAGCACCAACCCCAGCCCCUGCCGCGGCUCCACCACCGCAGCAACAAGAUGUCCGAGACACAGGGCGAAGAGGCGUCUCGAAUUUGCCUGCAUGGAUGACACGGGGGAAUUAA